AGGAGCCGCAAGGGCCAUCCUCAAGCCCCAAGCGUGCCCGCCACAGCACUGCGCAAGUGGAGCCGAAGGUUCCGAAGAUGUCGCGGGAGAAUGAGUUGGAGCUGAAGCAGUGGCUUGAGAGCCUGGAUGGCAAGGGGAACCUUCUGGAGUACUUGCCAACGAUCAAGGAGAAGUAUGCCAGCCUGCGAGAAAUGGCGGAGGCGGCCAAAAAAAAAGAGGUGCAGUCGGAGGUCAGUGCUUUGAGCAGUAUCGAGCCAGAGUUCUGGAAGGAAUGCAGCAUCGGCCCGUUGGGGCACCGGUUGCUGUUCGCCAAGAAAAUUGUGGCGAUGUGAGAUGCGACAGAGCCUGCGGGCGAACUUGGAAA
This is a messenger RNA of Cladocopium goreaui, 364 nucleotides long. NCBI's taxonomy places the organism in Eukaryota, Dinophyceae, Suessiales, Symbiodiniaceae. The record is from the annotation of a GenBank genome assembly.